AUGCAUUGCGUCGCACCGCCACUGCAGAGUAGGGCGGGCUAUGCCGCAAGCAUUGGCUCAAAUGCUGGGGAUGCAGUGGCCCAGAAGGCAUGUACUAGCACCUACUGCUACAAUAGUUCGGCCCGGGACACCUGUGGGGCUGGAUAUGCUUCGUGCGUCAACGCAAGCCCUAAUGAUAUCUCGGCUCAGGAGGCAUGCGCAACCCUUUGGUUUUAG
This is a messenger RNA of Penicillium taxi, 216 nucleotides long. RefSeq lists its product as uncharacterized. Lineage: Eukaryota; Fungi; Ascomycota; Eurotiomycetes; Eurotiales; Aspergillaceae. The coding region runs from base 1 to 216 and encodes 71 amino acids. The record is from RefSeq and is a predicted model, not a curated record. The transcript has a single exon.